AUGAAGUACCUCUCUGCUCUCGUUCUGGCCUUUGCCGCUUCGGUCUCGGUCGCCUCGGCCGGCCACGACAUGAUGGUCGCCAUCCCUCCCGGACAGGGUCGCUCCAGCCGUGGUAUUCGAUCCGUCAUCACCGGUCACAAGAUCCGCUCCCACGGUCACCAUACGCGCAGGCAGGCGCACCACGACGACGAGCUCCUUGACCGUCGCUUCAGCAAUGCCACCCUCAACGCUGACGAGCAGGAGGUUGCCGCCAUCGCCGCCUCGCACAAGAAGAAGCGUGGCACUUGCACCCCCAGGUCCACCAAGAACGCCGCCGCCAACUACAAGGCCGGUGCCAGCUCCGGCUCGUCCUCCGCUUCGAGCUCCAGCUCUGCCUCGCAGGCGUCUGCUUCAGGUUCUUCGGGCUCCAACUCCAACUCCAACACCGGCACAGUCAAGGCCACUUCGCAGGGCUCUUCGUCUGGUUCCUCUUCAUCCUCGAAUGGUCCGUCUACAUCGCAGUGGAAGCUCGUCAAGUCCUACUCGGGCUCGACUUUCUUCGACGACAUGGACUUCUUCACCAUGGGCGACCCCACCCACGGCUCCAUCACCUACGUCGACCGUAACACUGCCCAGAACCAGGGUCUCAUCGGCACCAACAACGGCCAGGUCACCAUGAAGAUCAACCCCGGCAACGGCUGGGCCCAGUCGGUGCGCAUCAACACCAAGGACUCGUUCACCACUGGCAUCUUUGUUCUCGAUGCCGAGCACAUGCCCGUCGGCUGCGGUAUCUGGCCCGCCUGGUGGUCGACCCCGACCAACCCUGCCGGCGGCUGGCCCAACGGAGGCGAGAUCGACAUCAUCGAAGGCGUCAACGACUACUCGUACAACACCUACUCUGUUCACACCACGGGCGGCUGCAACGUGCCUCAGAACCCCAACAUGAAGGGCAAGUUCACGCUCCAGGACUGGCGCGCGACCAACUGUGCCUCGGACGUCACUGGCAACCAGGGCUGCGGUGUCACCUCGACCACCAACGGCGACUUUGGCGUCAACUACAACAACAACGGCGGCGGUGUCCACGUCAUGUACUGGUCCGAGUCGGAUGGCAUCUCGACCUACUUCUUCCCCAAGGGUUCGGUGCCCAACGACAUCAGCACUGGCUCGCCCGACCCGUCCAACUGGGGUCAGCCCCAGGCCCACUGGCCCGCGACCAACUGCAACAUCGGCAACUACUUCUACAACCACGUCGUCGUCUUCACCAACACGGUGUGCGGUGACUGGGCCGGUUCCGGCGAUGUUUGGUGGAACGCCAUGAACGGUCAGUCGCAGUCGUGCGCGGCCAAGACGGGUCAGAGCUCGUGCCAGGCCUACCUCAACAGCAACCCUGACUUCAGCCAGGCGUACUGGACCAUCAACUCGCUCAAGAUCUACCAGACCUCGCGUCGAUCGUAG
Kalmanozyma brasiliensis GHG001 is the source of this 1434-nucleotide messenger RNA. RefSeq names its product Concanavalin A-like lectin/glucanase, subgroup. Gene Ontology annotation, biological process: glucan catabolic process. The coding region runs from base 1 to 1434 and encodes 477 amino acids. The record is from RefSeq and is a predicted model, not a curated record. The transcript has a single exon. Lineage: Eukaryota; Fungi; Basidiomycota; Ustilaginomycetes; Ustilaginales. Gene Ontology annotation, molecular function: hydrolase activity, hydrolyzing O-glycosyl compounds.